This is a messenger RNA of Paramisgurnus dabryanus, 1731 nucleotides long. The record is from RefSeq and is a predicted model, not a curated record. NCBI's taxonomy places the organism in Eukaryota, Metazoa, Chordata, Actinopteri, Cypriniformes, Cobitidae.
ACCCUUCUUUUGGUGCCAGCCUGGCAGGAUAACAGCAGUUCUUUUAAGUGCGGGUCAGUUAGCGGCCCACUCUGACAGAAAAUUGGAUUAUAUCAACGAGCUGUGUUUAAGAAAUGAGUUUAAAAAAUGCUCCUCCUCCGUCAUUCCACUCUUACCACGAGAUCGACUGUUUGACCUCUCGCGCAGGUUCCUGUAUUAAUUCUGUUGCCAACAAAAUCUUACUCAGUUACAUUAGCAGCUGCUGCGGACAUGGCAACAUCCAACGAAUGCAGCUACAGCUAUGAGGAUUAUAGAGAAACAGCAGACUGGCUUCUUGCUCAAACAGAUUUCAGGCCCAAAGUGGCAAUCAUCUGUGGUUCAGGCCUCGGUGGAUUAGCUGACCUGCUGGACCACAAGAUUGCGUUUCCUUAUGAAAAAAUCCCCCGGUUUCCCCACAGCACAGUGCAGGGACAUAAAGGUCAGCUGGUGUUUGGAGAGCUCAAUGGAAAGCAGUGUGUUUGCAUGCAAGGCCGUUUUCAUUUUUAUGAGGGCUAUAACGUAGCCACAGUUACAUAUCCAGUAAGAGUGUUUUUUCUUCUGGGAAUUGAGACUCUGAUUGUGACCAAUGCUGCUGGAGGACUAAAUCCAGAAUUUAAAGUGGGUGACAUCAUGUUGAUCAAAGAUCAUAUCAACAUUCCAGGUUUUGCAGGCCAAAAUCCACUGUGUGGUCGCAAUGAGGACAGAUUUGGAGUGCGUUUUCCUUGCAUGUCUGAUGCAUAUGAUAAAGACUUGGCACUGCUGGCCAGGAAAACUGCUGAGGAACUGGACUGUGCCUCUUUCCUUCAGGAGGGUGUUUACUGCAUGUUGGCUGGGCCAUGCUAUGAGACGAUUGCAGAAUCCAAGGCUCUGCAGCUGCUUGGGGCAGACGCUGUGGGUAUGAGUACGGUUCCAGAGGUAGUGGUCGCUCGACACUGUGGGCUGCGUGUGUUUGGACUUUCUCUUAUUACCAACAAGGUGGUGACCGAUUAUGACAGCAAGGAGAAGGCUAAUCAUGAAGAAGUGCUGGAAACCACCCGCAUGCGAACCAAAGACCUCCAAAAGAUAAUCAGCCACUUGGUGACAAAUAUGUAAUGCAACCAUUUACUACGUUCACUAAAAACAUGAGUUUGCUUUUUAAUAAGAAUUUUUACUAAUACAUCACUGUGAGAGCCGUACAAGUUAUUAAUUUAUGAUGUAUGUGAUGCAUUCGCAUGCAUUCUGAAGAACAACUGAAAAUAUGCAGCAUUACAGAACAAUCAGUUUUUGUCAGCCUUGAAAGAAGAGGAAAAGAUCAAACAGACUUGAGGGAAACAAACACAACUCAAAUCCAAUGAUGCAAUCCUCAGAUUGAUUUUGUAGUAGAGUUUAAAGCAGGACAGUGGGAAUUAUUUUACAAAUGAUCAAUUUUAAUAUUGCAUAAGUAAAUGUUUUAACUUAUUCAAUGAAUAUUCAAAUUGUUUAAAGAAAGCUAUGUUUUAUUUUGUUGUUUGCAAAUAAUAACUGAACAUGUGAAUAUAUAAUAACAAUAUAUGUUUGCACAUAAUAUAGAUUAUUUUAGAGAUUAUAUGUAUAGCAAAUAUUCUUCCCUGUUCCUGUUUUGGGAUUCUUUGCAUGCUUUGUUGUUCAUUACAUUGUUCAUAUGAAAGCAAUAAUUAAAAUUCUUUUGCCACUUCCAAAAAUAUACUACAGAUUUGGUCAUGCUUAAAGUGUUUA